CUCCCUGCCAUCCAGUCUGCUGUUUCCGACUCUCCCUGCUCAUCCCGGAGACUCUUCACAUCAGCACCAUGGCUCCCAAGAAAGUUGAGCCCAAGAAGCCAGAACCCAAGAAGGCUGAACCCAAGAAAGAGGCCGCUCCGGCUCCAACGGCCCCCAAACCAGCUCCACCGCCGGAGCCCGAAGCUCCCGUGGAACCCCCGUUCGAUCCCAAGUCCAUCACUCUGGAGUACUCCGCGGACCAGAUCGAAGAGUUCAAAGAGGCAUUCCAACUGUUCGACCGCACGCCGAAAGGAGAGAUGAAGAUUACGUACGCCCAGUGCGGGGACGUGAUGCGAGCUUUGGGCCAAAACCCAACCAACGCAGAUGUGCUGAAGGUCCUGGGAAAACCCAGACCGGAGGAGAUGAAUUCCAAACUGGUGGACUUUGAGACCUUCUUGCCAAUGCUGCAGCAUAUCUCCCGCUCGAAGGAUCAGGGCAACUUUGAGGAUUUUGUGGAAGGACUGAGAGUUUUUGACAAGGAGGGCAAUGGAACCAUCAUGGGGGCCGAGCUACGGCACGUCCUGGCAACGCUGGGCGAGCGGAUGACGGAGGACGAGGUGGAUCGACUGAUGGCCGGGCAAGAGGACGCGAAUGGCUGCAUCAAUUAUUCUUCAUUUGUCAAACAUAUCCUGUCAGGUUGAACUGGAUUUUUUUUUAGGGGCUAACUGAAUGGAUGGUGUGGGUAAAUAAUCAGUUUUGGUAAAUAAGAAAACUAUUUAUAAUUUUAUUUCACAGAAAUGUAUUGUUUUACUUACAACAAUUGUUUGAAUAAUAGUAUUUAAAUUGGUGUCAAACAUCACAUUGACGUUCUGUGUUUCCACAAACACUUUCUCUUCCACUACAAGACCAUUUUUCUAUACAUUCUGACUUCUGUGAAUAUGUUUUGUAGAUUUUGUCCAAUGCAUAUGUGUUCAGUCACACACAAAAAAAGUGCAAACAAUAAAAGCAAACAGAUUGG
This is a messenger RNA of Megalobrama amblycephala (Wuchang bream), 997 nucleotides long. RefSeq names its product myosin light chain 4-like. The record is from RefSeq and is a predicted model, not a curated record. The transcript has a single exon. Gene Ontology annotation, cellular component: myosin II complex. Lineage: Eukaryota; Metazoa; Chordata; Actinopteri; Cypriniformes; Xenocyprididae. Bases 69 to 680 code for a protein of 203 amino acids. Gene Ontology annotation, molecular function: calcium ion binding.